Molecule: messenger RNA, 1611 nt
Organism: Saccharomyces kudriavzevii IFO 1802
Lineage: Eukaryota; Fungi; Ascomycota; Saccharomycetes; Saccharomycetales; Saccharomycetaceae
Gene: NUP60
Product: FG-nucleoporin NUP60
Exons: 1
Coding region: 1-1611 (536 amino acids)
Biological process (GO): intracellular mRNA localization; telomere tethering at nuclear periphery; poly(A)+ mRNA export from nucleus
Cellular component (GO): nuclear pore nuclear basket; nuclear pore
Molecular function (GO): structural constituent of nuclear pore
Source: RefSeq, a predicted model, not a curated record
AUGCAUCGCAAAUCAUUAAGAAGAGCUAGCGCAAACACAUCUCUGGCCCCCUAUCGAAAACAAGUUAUUAGUAACGCACGCAAUAAGCCAGGCCUUUUCUCUAAAAUUAAAUCUUUCUUUUCUCAAAACGACUCAACUAAGACAGGUACAGGGACUAGAAUUGCCAAUACAAAAUCAGGCAAUAAGGUCCCUGAUAGGAGAAUUUCUAGUAUGCCUGGAGGAUAUUUUUAUUCAAAUACAUCCACAGAUUACCAUUUCAACCGCUCUGGGGCGGUCUCUUCCCUGAAAGAAGAUAGUGAUGACGUUGAGAAUAACGAGGAACAGUGUGAUGAAACCCGUGAAGCGAAUAUAUCCAAUGCCCAACUCGCAAAUUUUUUUAGUAAGAAAGGUAAUGAGCCUUUAUCAGAAAUUGAAAUAGAGGGCGUGAUGUCAUUGUUGCAAAAAUCAAAUAAAUCCAUGAAUACCUCGAAAAGAGGGCAAAAGUCAUCAGAAAGCAGUAAUGCUGAUCAUUCACUUAUUUUAAAAGAGUCAGGAAGUACACCAAUUAGUGUAUCCAAUGCGCCAACUUUCAAUCCAAAAUAUGACACUACUACCGUUUCGAAUGCUUCAAUGAAUACCACUUUGGGAACCAUUGGCUCAAGGAAAUACAGUUUCAACUAUUCCAGCCUUCCUUCACCUUACAAGACGACCGUUUAUAGAUACAGCGCAGCAAAAAAGAUCUCCGAUACAUACACAGCAAACACAUCCGUUCAAAGUGCAGUUUCUGCAAAAUCAACGAGAGCCGGUGUCACAAAGCCAACUUCUACCAAAAAAAUGAGUAACACAGCUGCAGCGUUGGUUUCUCUCUUAGAUGAAAAAGAUAUUAAGAGGAGUAAUCCUGUUUCAGAGCUCGCCAAUCCGUACUCUUCAUACGUAAGCCAAAUACGCAAACACAAGAAGGAGUUCCCAAGUAUCGUAUCAAGACAAGAAGACAGUCAAGAGCCUAAAACCAAAGCUUUAUCCGAAAAGCUUCCUGAAGGAAUUGAAGAAUCAGUGAAGCAGUCUAACAAUGUCAAAAUUUCUCCACCUGCUCCAAGUAAAGACUCCUUUGCUAAAUACAAACCCGCGAGAUCUUCGUCCUUACGCUCGAAUGUUGUAGUGGCUGAGACCUCCCCCGAAAAGAAGGAAAGUGUUGUAAAACCCCCUUCCUCUACAUUCAACUUUUCUUUUAUCGGCGCAAAAAAUGUCGAACCUGCUAAAGAUGAAUAUAAUAAUGGGAAUGCGCCACCUACCCCAUCGAAAGAAUUCAAUUUCACUAAACUUCAUACAAAGCCGAAGACUGAACUUACAAAGGGCGACUUUAUUCCAGUGGAAGGGGACUUUUCAGUGACGCCUCAAAAAAAUGUAUCGAACAGCUUUGUUUUCAACAGCGUUCAAAAAAAGCCACAGUCAAUUCUUCCGUACCAAAACGACAACAAGAUUAAAAGUAUUGAUGCCUCAGUAAAAAGCGAUAUUCCAAAGUCAGACCUCGAAGAAUUUGACUUCAACAUUCCUGUCUCAUCUAAACUACUAGGAAAUGGUUCGGUUGAUGAAAACAAAGUUGAGGCCUUCAAAUCUUUGUAUACUUUUUGA